AUGGCAUCCAAGGCCUUCUACGCCAUCGUAGCGGGCGUGGGCCCGGGCACGGGGCGCGCCGCGGCGCUGCGGCUCGCCAAGGCGUACCCGGUGGUGCUGCUGGCGCGCAAGCCCGACAGCUACCGCGACCUGGUGGCGGAGAUCCAGCAGGGCGGCGGCAGCGCGGUCGGCAUCUCGGCCGACACGUCGGACGCGGGCUCGGUCAGGUCGGCGUUCGCGGCCAUCAAGAAGGAGCUGCCGGAGAGCAGGCUGGCGGCCGCGGUUUACAACGUCGGCACGGGGUUUGCCAUCAAGCCGUUCCUCGAGAACAGCGCCGAGGAGCUAGAGUCGAGCUUGUCUGCCAAUGCGGGUGGCCUUUUCAACUUCGCACAGAGCUCUAUUCCGCUGCUUCUCGAGUCAGUAGACGGUGCUCCUCACCCGCCGACCCUGAUCGUGACGGGGGCUACGGCCUCGCUCAAGGGUUCGGCCAGAUUUUCAACCUUUGCUGCGGGCAAGUUCGCCAAGCGUGCUAUUGCGCAAUCCCUAGCCAGGGAGUUUGGACCAAAGGGUGUCCACGUUGCUCAUGUCAUCAUCGACGGCAUGAUCGAUACACCCAGGACAAAAGAGUACAGGGCCAACGAUGGAGCUCCAGAUGGGGCCAUCGACCCCAAUGCCAUUGCCGACACAUUUUGGCAUCUUCACACCCAGCCCCGGUCCGCAUUUACCUUUGAGGCGGACCUGAGGCCUUAUGUUGAGAAGUUCUGA
Messenger RNA from Pyricularia pennisetigena, 744 nucleotides. RefSeq lists its product as uncharacterized. Lineage: Eukaryota; Fungi; Ascomycota; Sordariomycetes; Magnaporthales; Pyriculariaceae. The record is from RefSeq and is a predicted model, not a curated record. The coding region runs from base 1 to 744 and encodes 247 amino acids. The transcript is spliced from 4 exons.